CUCUACCAAGUAUAAGGUCACGAGUAUAAUAUCAAACUCACACUCUAUAGAGAGAGAGAAAGAAGAGGACAAGAGGGAAGAGAGAGAUUAGCAUUUAGCAGCACGAAGCUUCAAGCCUCAAUGGAAGCUCUUAGACACUUUGGCAUCGGCAUUUGUGCUCCAAGACUAGCACCGUUAUUUCCAUCACCAACCUCCACAAAACCCCCGAGACUCAACGCCGUCAGCGGCGGUGCCAGCAGUGUCCCCAACAACUUCUCCGCCAGCAAAUGGGCCGAUCGCCUCCUCGCUGACUUCCAAUUCCUCCCAACUACCACCUCCGACCCUCCGGACCAAACCAUUUCCACUCUCACUCCUCCGUUUCCUCCUCCACUUGCUGCUCCCGAGCGUCACGUGUCAAUGCCCAUCGACUUCUACCGAGUGUUAGGAGCUGAAGCGCACUUCCUCGGUGACGGUAUUAGAAGAGCCUACGAAGCUAGGGUUUCGAAGCCACCACAAUAUGGGUAUAGUCAGGAGGCAUUGAUUAGCCGAAGACAAAUCCUUCAAGGUGCUUGCGAAACCCUAGCUAACUCUCGAUCAAGACGAGAGUACAAUCAAGGCCUUACUGAAGACGAAUUCGAUACAAUUCUUACUCAAGUCCCAUGGGAUAAGGUACCUGGGGCAUUGUGCGUCUUGCAAGAAGCGGGGGAGACUGAGGUGGUUCUUCAGAUUGGGGAGAGUUUGUUGAAAGAGAGGUUGCCCAAGUCAUUCAAGCAAGAUGUAGUAUUGGCAAUGGCACUUGCAUAUGUUGAUGUGUCGAGGGAUGCUAUGGUUCUGUUGCCGCCGGACUUUAUUAAAGGUUGCGAAGUGCUCGAGAGGGCAUUGAAGUUGUUGCAGGAGGAAGGCGCAAGUAGCCUUGCACCAGAUUUACAAGCACAGAUUGAUGAGACUCUCGAAGAGAUCAGCCCACGUUAUGUUCUGGAGCUUCUAGCUUUACCACUUGGUGAUGAGUACAGGACCAAAAGGGGAGAGGGACUUCAAGGUGUGCGCAACAUUCUUUGGGCUGUUGGAGGAGGGGGUGCAGCAGCCAUUGGUGGGGGAUUUACCCGUGAAGAUUUCAUGAAUGAGUCCUUUUUACAGAUGACAGCAGCAGAGCAGGUUGAUCUCUUUGCUGCCACACCAAGUAAUAUACCAGCAGAAAGUUUCGAAGUUUAUGGAGUUGCACUUGCGCUUGUUGCUCAAGCCUUUGUGGGUAAAAAACCUCAUCUUAUCCAGGAUGCCGACAAUCUGUUUCAACAACUUCAGCAGACCAAGGUAACAGCUCUAGGGGAUUCUGCAGCUGUCUAUACCGGUAGAGAAAACCGAGAGAUAGAUUUUGCAUUGGAGAGGGGUCUUUGCUCGCUUCUCAUAGGAGAGGUUGAUGAGUGUAGCUCAUGGUUAGGUUUAGACAGUGAGAACUCACCUUACAGGGACCCAUCUAUUCUUACCUUUGUGGUAGAAAAUUCCAAGGGUGACAAAGAGGAUGAUUUCCUUCCUGGGCUUUGUAAGUUGUUGGAAACAUGGUUAAUGGAGGUGGUUUUCCCCAGAUUCAGAGAGACCAAAGAUCUAACAUUCAAGCUUGGAGAUUAUUAUGAUGAUCCUACUGUGCUGAGAUAUUUGGAAAGGCUGGAGGGAGUAGGUGGUUCACCAUUAGCUGCAGCAGCAGCCAUAGCAAGGAUUGGAGCUGAAGCUACUGCGGUGCUUGAUAGUGUAAAGGUUAAUGCCAUUCAGGCAUUGCAGAAGGUGUUUCCUCUUGGCCGCAAAGAGGAGAGUGUUAGACGUGAAAUUGAUGGUGAGAUAAACAAUUCUACCAUUGCAUUAGAGAGUGAGGAGCCUGGAGGGCAAGAUGAUCAUGAUGAUUCUGCCAACAUUCUUGGUCUUCCUGAGAAAAUUGAUGAAAUACGCGAGCAAGAACUGAUUACAUACAAGAUAAAAGAUGCAUCUGUGAAGAUUAUGUGUGCUGGUGUGGUGGUUGGACUGCUGACUUUUGCUGGCUUUAAGUAUUUACCACUGAGGAAUGACUCUUCAAUUCCACGCAAAGAUGUUGGUUCAGCAAUGGCUUCUGAUGUCAUCAAUGUGGAGGCCUUGGUAGUUGAAAAUUAUGAGGAAGUGACAAGGAUGGAUGCAAGGUUGGCAGAAGGUCUAGUCCGCAAGUGGCAAAACGUCAAGUCCCAGGCUCUCGGACCUGAUCAUUGCCUUGAAAAAUUGUCUGAGGUCUUGGAUGGUCAGAUGCUAAAGAUUUGGACUGACCGUGCUGCAGAAAUCACCCAGUAUGGGUGGUUUUGGGAUUACACUCUAUUAAACCUUGCCAUUGAUAGUGUGACCAUCUCACUGGAUGGGCGGCGUGCUAUUGUGGAAGCAACUCUUGAAGAGUCAGCACAGUUAACUGAUGUGGCCCAUCCAGAGCACAAUGACUCCUAUUGUACUACUUAUACGACAAGGUAUGAGAUGUCCAAUGUGAAAUCAGGAUGGAAGAUUACAGAAGGAGCUGUCCUCAAAUCGUAAUUUGGGUUUCUGGAUAAAUUUUCAUGUAAAUACAAUCUUUACACCGGUCAAUUAUAAAUAUUUUGUUGAUGUGCCACAGUUAGGUCAGAGUACUCCAGGACUUAGCUGAUUUGAGUUUACAUCCCUUUUGGCUAAACAAGUAGUACAAAAGUUUUAGAUGGUUUAUGGUUUGAGGUUGAUACCAGUUGCUUAUUUUGUCAGGUAGAUAGACCCUAUGUAAUUACAGUACUCUUCACUACAAUC
Molecule: messenger RNA, 2763 nt
Organism: Ilex paraguariensis (yerba mate)
Lineage: Eukaryota; Viridiplantae; Streptophyta; Magnoliopsida; Aquifoliales; Aquifoliaceae
Source: the annotation of a GenBank genome assembly